AUGGACGAGACCGAGAUCACGGCGAAGGAGGAUUCGGAGAUCAACAGCGACUCGUGCGACGAUGACGACAAGGUCCCGAUCACGACCACCACGAAGAACGCCUUGAUAACGACUCAGCUGGGCCCAUGCGACGUCUAUCCGCAUCGCGUCAAAGUCUCGAUCGUGGGCAUAGGGAAGAUCGGAAUGGCCUGCGCCAUCGCGAUACUGAUGAGAAGGUUGGCGAGCGAGGUCUGCCUGAUCGACUACGACGCGAACAAGGCUUCCGCCGAGGCCGAAGACAUUCAGCACGUCGGGGUUUUUUUGGGAAGUCCUCUAGUAACUGGCACGUCAGAUAUCAGCAUGGUGAAGGAAUCGGCAGUAGUCAUAAUUACUGCCUGCGAACCACCGCCCGGCGAGAGUCCCAAUGUAAAGCACAAUUUCAAAAUGUUCAAGACGAUUAUACCAGGCAUCGCACGAUUCGCGUGCAAGUCUGUUCUGCUGGUCGUGACGCAGCCGGCCGAUGUAAUGUCUUACAUCACUUGGAAACUCUCAGGAUUUCCUUCGAAUCGUGUCCUUGGCACAGGAACCCUGAUCGACUCCGUCAGAUUUCAAGAUUUCCUCAGUCGGAGAUUGAACACGGCUAGGAGCUCCGUUAGUUGUAUGACGAUUGGUGCUCAAGGAGAUAUGGCAGGUACUUAAUCAUGUACAGUAACACCUCUUAAUUCGUUAAUCGAAUACUAAAAAUUUUAUGAAAAAUAUUACUUGUCAGUUCCUCUAUGGUCGAGUAUCCAUGUAGGAGGCAUGAAGCUCCGUGACAUAAACCCCAGAAUAGGAGAGCCGGAUGACCCCGAAAAAUGGUACGAAAUUGACGACGCUGUGAAGGGAUGUGGCAAAGAACUGGAUGAAAAGAAGGGUUUAAACUGUUGGGGACACGCUAUCUGUGCUGCUGAAAUCGUCGACGCUAUUGUUAGGAACACGAAAGUCGUCUUGCCAGUGUCAACACAUAUACACAGUUGCGCCCACGGGACGGACAAGGACGUGUACAUGUCGGUGCCCUGUGUGAUCGGACGGGAAGGUGUGUAUUGCACUGUUAGACAGAAGCUGUCCGACCGGGAGAAGUCCGCGGUGCAGACGUGCGCCGACAGCAUCCGAGGCGUGCUGCGAGAAUGUGGGAUAUUCCAGGAGUCGGAAAACGCUGGCGAAGAAUAA
Messenger RNA from Dufourea novaeangliae, 1188 nucleotides. RefSeq names its product L-lactate dehydrogenase-like. The transcript is spliced from 7 exons. Gene Ontology annotation, molecular function: oxidoreductase activity, acting on the CH-OH group of donors, NAD or NADP as acceptor. The record is from RefSeq and is a predicted model, not a curated record. Gene Ontology annotation, biological process: carboxylic acid metabolic process. Lineage: Eukaryota; Metazoa; Arthropoda; Insecta; Hymenoptera; Halictidae.